AUGAAGGGAUUUAUGUUCCUUCUGGGAAUUGCUCUGGCCCUUCUGGCUUGCUCUCCUCCUCCUCUGGCUUCCGGCGCCGUCGUUGAGCACACAUUCCACGUGCAAAAUCUAACGGUGAGGCGGCUGUGCAACCGGGAAGUGGUGACGGCGGUGAACGGAAGCGUCCCUGGCCCAACCAUUCGGAUGCAAGAGGGAGACACCCUCGUGGUUCACGCUGUCAACCUCUCACCUUACAACAUCUCUAUCCACUGGCACGGGAUAUUCCAGUUGCUGAGUGGAUGGGCAGACGGGCCCAACAUGAUAACCCAGUGCCCGAUCCGACCCGGAGAGAAGUACACGUACAAGUUCACGGUGACGGGGCAAGAGGGAACCCUGUGGUGGCACGCUCACGUCUCCACCAUUCGUGCCACCGUCUACGGCGCUCUCAUCAUCCGCCCCAAAUCCGGCAAUCCUUACCCGUUUCCUAAGCCCGACAGGGAAAUCCCCAUCCUGCUCGGAGAGUGGUGGAAUGCUAACGUCGUCGACGUCGAGGCCCAGGCCCACGCCACCGGCGGUGGACCAAACAACUCCAACGCCUACACCAUCAACGGUUUCCCGGGAGACCUCUACCCUUGCUCCGAAAACAAAACGUUCAAGGUGAGUGUGGAGAAAGGGAAGACGUACUUGCUGAGGAUCAUCAACGCUGCGCUCAACAACCAGCUCUUCUUCAAAGUCGCCAACCACCACUUCACGGUGGUGGCCGUGGACGCCACCUACACCACACCGUACAAAACCGACGUGGUCCUGGUCGCGCCGGGGCAGACCACCGACGUCCUCCUCCAAGCCGACCAGCCAAUCGGGUCCUACUACAUGGCCGCUCGUCCUUACGCCAGCGCACCGGGGAUCUCCUUCGACAACACCACCACCCGAGGCCUCAUCGUCUACGAAGGAUCCUCCGCCGCUACCGCCCCGAUGCCCGCUCUGCCCGCUUUCAACGACACCCCGACGGCCUUCACAUUCAACUCCAACAUCACCAGCCUGCCCACCGCCCGACACUGGGUCCCCGUCCCGACCAAAGUCGACAAACACAUGUACGUCACCGUUGGGCUGGGCCUGGACCGCUGCAGUACCACCGGGAACGCCACCUGCCAGGGGCCCAAUGGGCAGCGGUUCGCCGCCAGUAUGAACAACGUCUCCUUCCAGUUCCCCACCACCAUCUCUCUCCUGCAAGCCUUCCACUCGGGCGUCAACGGGGUUUACACCACGGACUUCCCCUCCCAGCCCGUGGUCAAGUUCGAUUACACCAAUGCAACGGCGGUGAAUAACGAUACCCAGUCGUGGUUUGUCCACAAGGGAACUAAAGUCGAGAAGCUGAAAUUCAACGAGACGGUGGAGUUGGUGCUGCAGAACACGGCUAUAUUGGUGGUCGAGAAUCACCCCAUCCAUCUCCACGGGUUCAACUUCCACGUCCUGGCUCAGGGGUUUGGGAACUACGACCCGGUCAAUGCCCCCAAGAAGUUCAAUCUCGACAACCCGCAGAUCAGGAACACCAUUGGAGUCCCCGUGGGAGGAUGGGCGGUGCUCCGCUUUCAGGCCAACAAUCCAGGAAUGUGGUUCAUGCAUUGUCAUCUGGAUGCUCACUUGCCGUGGGGGCUGGCCAUGGCGUUCGAGGUGGAGGACGGCCCGACUCCCGAUACUAAGCUGCCGCCGCCGCCAGCUGAUUUCCCCAAGUGUUAG
This is a messenger RNA of Linum trigynum, 1716 nucleotides long. The record is from the annotation of a GenBank genome assembly. Lineage: Eukaryota; Viridiplantae; Streptophyta; Magnoliopsida; Malpighiales; Linaceae.